AUGACAACUUUUGAAGAAGCUUUUGAAGAGACUGGUCAUGGCGCGUUCAACUACGUAGUGUUGGUGACAUGCGGGCUAGUCCUGUUAUAUGCGACGGUGGAGUCACUCGGUAUAGGGUACAUCAUCACAGCAGCAGAAUGCGACCUGGGACUGACUGGAAACGAGAAAGGCUUGAUCAACGCCGCCGCGUUUAUAGGUAUAUUCUCGACGGCCAUCAUCUGGGGCUACUUGAGUGACCGGUUCGGGCGGCGCGCGGUCAUGCUGCCGGCCAUCGGCGCGGGAACGGUCGUGUCCUUCGCCUCGUCCCUGUCCGGCAACUUCUGGACCUUGUUCAUACUGAGGUUUCUUACAGGAUGCCUGGUAUCUGCAUCAAGUGCAACCGUGUAUGCGUACCUCGGCGAAAUGCACACGGACUCCCGCCGAGCGUCCGCCAUUGCGUUCGGGUCCACCUUCAUCGCGUUCACUUUCAUCGUAUUGCCUGUCAUGGCGUGGCUGAUCCUCUCCAGCAACUGGUCGUUUAACCUCAUCAACGUGAAGAUGGUGCCAUGGCGAGCGUACAUCUGGUCUUGGUGCACACCUGGGGUUCUGGCAGCGAUCAUCAUGGUGUUCUUGCCUGAGAGCCCGCGGUUCCUUUACGCAGUUAAAGGAGAGAUCAAAGCCAUCCCAGUCUUAGCCAGAAUCUACGCUUGGAACCGUCCCUUGGCUGAAGUCAUGAUUUGCUUCAGAUCCAGCGGGCUCUAUACGUGGAUGCCCAACAUCCUGAACGAGAUGCUGUUCAACGUUCACAAGUCUGUCAGCAUGUGUGACAUCAUGGUGGCAAAGCAAAAAGCCGCUGCGGUUUCCACCCAACGCACCUGCAAGCGGAAGACCAUAAACCCCCUAGUGUUCCCGGUGUCGAUCGCCAUGGGCGUGAUCUGCGCCACCACCUACGUCGCCAUCGGCUACAUUAUGCGCACGCGCAACAAGAUUUGCAUCUACUGUUCAGUGCUGGCAGUCUGCUCGCUGAUGCUGGCAGCGUCCAGCGUGCUUCCCCAGCCGAUAGUCGCCAUCACGUUGUUCAUCGUCGGCCUGUGCUGCGGCUGCGCUGCCUCUGUGCUCGCCGCCAUUGCUGUGGAGGUGUUCCCUACCAGUGUGAGAGCCCUGGCCCUUUGCACUCUGUACAUGGCGGGGCGGUCGGGCGCAGCGGUGGGUGCCAACGUCAUGGGCCUGGCCAUGCGCGAACACUGCCUGCCGCUGUUCUUCGCCAACACACUCAUCACUGCAGGGUCAACAUUACUGAUGCUGCUGUGGCCAGACCCAAAGGCAGUCAGGGCGAUCAUGGAAGAAAGAGGAUUUGCAUAUUGAUGAAGAAGACAACAUUUUUUUAUGAUU
Ostrinia furnacalis (Asian corn borer) is the source of this 1371-nucleotide messenger RNA. Its product is annotated as synaptic vesicle glycoprotein 2A-like. NCBI's taxonomy places the organism in Eukaryota, Metazoa, Arthropoda, Insecta, Lepidoptera, Crambidae. Gene Ontology annotation, molecular function: transmembrane transporter activity. Bases 1 to 1344 code for a protein of 447 amino acids. The transcript has 12 exons. Gene Ontology annotation, biological process: transmembrane transport. The record is from RefSeq and is a predicted model, not a curated record. Gene Ontology annotation, cellular component: membrane.